AUGAGAAUCAAUCCUACUACUUCUGGUUCUGGGGUUUCCACGCUUGAAAAAAAAAACCUGGGGCGUGUCGUCCAAAUCAUCGGUCCGGUACUAGAUGUAGCCUUUCCCCCGGGCAAGAUGCCGAAUAUUUAUAACGCUCUCGUAGUUCAAGGUCGAGAUAGUGUUGAUCAACCAAUUAAUGUGGCUUGUGAGGUACAGCAAUUAUUAGGAAAUAAUCGAGUUAGAGCUGUAGCUAUGAGUGCUACAGACGGUUUAACGAGAGGAAUGGAAGUGAUUGACACAGGAGCUCCUAUAAGUGUUCCGGUCGGGGGGGCGACUCUGGGACGAAUUUUUAACGUGCUCGGAGAGCCUGUUGAUAAUUUAGGGCCUGUAGAUACUAGUACAACGUCUCCUAUUCAUAGAUCUGCGCCCGCCUUUAUACAGUUGGAUACAAAAUUAUCUAUUUUUGAAACAGGAAUUAAAGUAGUAGAUCUUUUAGCCCCUUAUCGCCGUGGAGGAAAAAUCGGACUAUUCGGGGGGGCUGGAGUGGGUAAAACAGUACUCAUUAUGGAAUUGAUUAACAAUAUUGCUAAAGCUCACGGGGGCGUAUCCGUAUUUGGCGGAGUGGGUGAACGUACUCGGGAAGGAAAUGAUCUUUACAUGGAAAUGAAAGAAUCUGGAGUGAUUAAUGAAGAAAAUAUUGCAGAAUCAAAAGUGGCCCUAGUUUACGGUCAGAUGAAUGAACCACCAGGAGCUCGUAUGAGAGUUGGUUUGACUGCCCUAACUAUGGCGGAAUAUUUCCGAGAUGUUAAUGAGCAAGACGUACUUCUAUUUAUUGACAAUAUCUUCCGUUUCGUCCAAGCAGGAUCCGAAGUAUCGGCCUUAUUGGGUAGAAUGCCCUCCGCUGUGGGUUAUCAACCGACCCUAAGUACUGAAAUGGGUUCUUUACAAGAAAGAAUUACUUCUACCAAAGAAGGGUCCAUAACCUCUAUUCAAGCAGUUUAUGUACCCGCAGACGAUUUGACCGACCCUGCUCCUGCUACGACAUUUGCACAUUUAGAUGCUACUACCGUACUAUCAAGAGGAUUGGCUGCCAAAGGUAUUUAUCCAGCAGUAGAUCCUUUAGAUUCAACGUCAACCAUGCUUCAACCUCGGAUCGUUGGUGAGGAACAUUACGAAACCGCCCAACGAGUUAAGCAAACUUUACAACGUUACAAAGAACUUCAGGACAUUAUAGCUAUCCUUGGAUUGGACGAAUUAUCCGAAGAGGAUCGUUUACUCGUAGCAAGAGCGCGAAAAAUUGAGCGUUUCUUAUCACAACCCUUUUUCGUAGCAGAAGUAUUUACCGGUUCUCCAGGGAAAUAUGUUGGUCUAGCAGAAACAAUUCGAGGAUUUCAAUUGAUCCUUUCCGGAGAAUUAGAUGGUCUUCCUGAACAGGCCUUUUAUUUGGUAGGUAAUAUCGAUGAAGCUACCGCGAAGGCUAUGAACUUAGAAAUGGAGAGCAAUUUGAAGAAAUGA
Messenger RNA from Capsicum annuum, 1497 nucleotides. Lineage: Eukaryota; Viridiplantae; Streptophyta; Magnoliopsida; Solanales; Solanaceae. The record is from the annotation of a RefSeq genome assembly.